AUGAAGAGAGACUAUUAUGGGCAUCCAGAGAAGAUUGUUAUUCUGACAGAAUUCCUCUGCAUUCUGAUCAGCAUUCUGGAGAUUCUAGAUGACAAGGCAUGCAUCUGCUGCUAUAAGCAGAUGAACAAGACUACAUACACCUACUGUCUGGUGUGCAGAGAUGUCCAGAUUGAAAGCAACAUUCUUGACUGGCAGGCAAUGCAGAAGAGUUUCAAUGAACUGGUGAUGUUACUGCAGAGAGAGGCUGGCAUAGUUCAAGACAUGAUUAAUCUGAAUACAAUGAUUCAUUCUGCAGAGUUGAAUAGAUUAGUAGUUAGAUCCAAUCAAACAUCCUACCAAAUGUGUGCCAGCAUAUCCUCUGAUGCUAUCAACUGUUGGUAUGGUGCCCAUGGCCUUUCAUUCAAGAAGAAGAAUCCUCUCACUCAGAGAUGUGUCUGA
Messenger RNA from Coccidioides immitis RS, 438 nucleotides. RefSeq lists its product as uncharacterized. The record is from RefSeq and is a predicted model, not a curated record. The transcript is spliced from 5 exons. Lineage: Eukaryota; Fungi; Ascomycota; Eurotiomycetes; Onygenales; Onygenaceae. Bases 1 to 438 code for a protein of 145 amino acids.